AUGAGUAACAACCAAAAGAUCGGGGCCUAUUAUGCCCCCAAGGGCGGUCUUCCCCCUCAAACUCAACUCCUCACCGACAGAGCAAUGUUCACCGAAUCAUACGCCGUCAUUCCAAAGGGCUGCUUCAGCGAUAUCGUCACCAGCUUCCUACCCUUCUGGGAACAGACUCGUCUAUGGGUCAUCGCCCGUCCCUUAUCUGGCUUCGCCGAGACUUUUUCUCAGUACAUCAUGGAGGUUGCGCCCGGUGGUGGAAGUGACCGUGCUGAAAUGGAUGAUACCGCUGAGGGUGUCUUGUUUGUCGUUGAGGGUGAAAUCGUCGUUACGCUUGCUGGUGAGGCGCAUACGCUUCCUGAAGGUGGCUAUGCUUUUCUGCCGCCUAAGUGUGGAUGGACGCUGCGCAACAAUUCUGCUCAACCUGCGCGCUUUCACUGGGUGCGUAAAGCCUACGAGGCUGUUCCUGGUCUCGACGCACCGGAGGCAUUCUUCGCCAACGAAAAGGAGAUCGAGCCCAGAGAAAUGCCCGACACGAACGGUGCAUGGGCGACAACCCGUUUCGUCGACCCUACUGAUGUACGACACGACAUGCACGUCAACAUCGUCACGUUCCAGCCCGGCGGCAUUAUUCCUUUCGCUGAAACACAUGUUAUGGAGCACGGUCUUUAUGUUUUGGAGGGUAAGGCGGUUUACAGACUGAACCAGGACUGGGUCGAGGUUGAAGCGGGAGAUUUCAUGUGGUUGCGUGCUUUCUGUCCUCAGGCUUGUUAUGCGGGUGGGCCUGGAAAGUUUAGGUAUUUGCUUUACAAGGAUGUUAAUCGUCACCCCAAGUUAACAAGGUAG
Fusarium coffeatum is the source of this 837-nucleotide messenger RNA. RefSeq lists its product as uncharacterized. The transcript has a single exon. Gene Ontology annotation, molecular function: ureidoglycine aminohydrolase activity. The record is from RefSeq and is a predicted model, not a curated record. The coding region runs from base 1 to 837 and encodes 278 amino acids. NCBI's taxonomy places the organism in Eukaryota, Fungi, Ascomycota, Sordariomycetes, Hypocreales, Nectriaceae.